This is a messenger RNA of Drosophila nasuta, 1176 nucleotides long. RefSeq lists its product as uncharacterized. Bases 195 to 833 code for a protein of 212 amino acids. Lineage: Eukaryota; Metazoa; Arthropoda; Insecta; Diptera; Drosophilidae. The record is from RefSeq and is a predicted model, not a curated record. The transcript has 3 exons.
CGUUCGGUUGCCGGCAACAAGAGGAACACAGCGAGCGCAGAGAAUGCGAUUAGAACACUGAUAAAAAAACGAAAUUCAAAAACAAAACAGCGCAAAACUCGCAACAGUGCAAAGUGAAGCAUGUAAAAAAGCCCCAAAAGAUAACUAUGUUGAAAUUGUGGCGAAUCCAAAGUGCAAGUUGAAGCAACACGAACAUGGCCUCCAGCAACAUCAGCAGCCCCAAAACGCCAACAACUCCGACGACGCCGACGACGAACAGCGAUCUGGAUAGCCAAGUGAAUGUGGAGGAUUUGCCCAUAACCUUCAAGGUCAAAUACAUUGGUUCGGAGGCAUCGCGUGGCUUGUGGGGCAUCAAAUACACCCGCCGCCCGGUGGACAUUAUGGUGGGCGUGGCCAAGAAUUUGCCGCCCAACAAAGUGCUGCCCAAUUGCGAACUGAAAGUUUCGACCUCAGGAGUGCAGCUGGAGAUCAUUUCGCCCAAGGCGAGCAUCAACAACUGGAGCUAUCCCAUCGAUACGAUCUCGUAUGGAGUGCAGGAUUUAGUUUACACGCGUGUCUUUGCCAUGAUCGUGGUCAAGGACGAGACGAGUCCGCAUCCCUUUGAGGUGCACGCCUUUGUCUGCGACAGUCGCGCCAUGGCACGCAAGUUGACCUUUGCCCUCUCUGCCGCCUUCCAGGAUUAUUCGCGGGUGGUGAAAGAGGCUUCUGGAGAGGAUCAAGUGGAUGACACACACAACGAUUUAAUCACGCCAACGAGGCAAAAGUUUGCCAUCGAUCUGCGCACGCCCGAGGAGAUUCAGGCGGGGGAACUCGAGCAGGAGACGGAGGCGUAGAUCGGGACUUUCCCUUCAGUAUAUGUGUAUAUGUAUGUGUGUUUGUGUGUGUGUGCUUUUUUGUAUUAUCUCCGGGGUGCGGAAGUCGUGUCAAUUGUGAUUGUCAUAGUUACUUAUUCGACUGCAGUUUGCAGUUUAGUUGCAGUUGCCUUUUGUUAAUCGUAUUCUUCUUCUCUCUCUCUCUCUCUCUCUGUCUGUCACCCAGUAUUUGCUGUCCCUGUCUCUCACCUGGUAGUAGCCUCAUACAGCUAAUUACCCAAAGCCUAAGCAUAAAGCAACUGUAAACAACAAUUAAUCAUUUACGUCAAAAUAAAAUUAAAAUAUACAAUCAACAAACCAAGCA